UGAAUCAGCUGUGCCGCAAGCCUUCCAUUCUUCGCACUCGAAUUCCAUGUUGGACUGUGCAAGGUGAAGCAAAAAUCGUUUCAAAUCGUCGUUGACUCGCUCGUGUGGGUAACCGGCAACCGCCAUAGUCUCCGACGUUGUUUUAUCCGAGCAAACCGCAACAGGAAAACUUGUGAGAUAAAAGACAUUUUUAGAGAACAAUCUCGUGCGUGGAGUUCGCUUGUGUUGGCCGUUUUUGUAUAUCCAAAUCAGAACGUUUUCACGCGCCGUCGCUACCACCCGAAUACAUUCCACACUCGCCCAGCGGCAAGUACACCAUCGACAGAACUUUUCAUGUUUGGAGUGCGUUUCGCAACCUCUGCUCCCGUAUCUCGGCCUGUGCAAUAGUCGCUGCCCCGCCGCCCGAUUUCUUAACCCUGUGCACCGCAACGAGUUCCUUCUCUCCCUCGUCAUUUCGAGUUUCAACCCCCACUGUGACGGCACUCUAGUCGCCUGUCGCCUGGAAACUGCACUACCGAUCGGCAGUUAGUCUUGUGUUGUCCUGGAGCGAUUUUUCAGUGUUUUUGACGUUCGUGCGAAUACGAGGAACAAUAAAGUGCACAAGUGCUUGAUAUAUACGAGAGUUGCUUAAGAAGAACGAACAGUAGUGCUUUAACCGUUGCGAAUAUAAUUUCUGGCGAGAGCGUGCAUUUAGAGAAAAAACAUGGAUUUCGGCUUCGAUUCAGACAGUCAUAAAAAGUCGGCGGUGACUAGUCACCUGGAGAAGGGUGACAACCGUCAAGACUCGGACCACUCCCCACUGGGUGGCGACUCCCCAUUCCACACAUCGGACAAACUUCAGAAGAGCACCUCGGGAUCUGGAUCGACAGAUGACUUCGAACAUGUUGACCAUGACCCUUUCAUGUCGGACAGCGGCUUUCCUGCGUCUAGCGCAGCCCCUGUCUCGGGGAAGACUUCCGGAGGUACGGAUAGUGGACAUCUUUUGGAUGAUUUCCUUAGCAGCUCGCAAAAGCAAUUUGAUAGCUUCAAAACGGACAUUGGCAAAGAAUUUUCACAAGUAGCGUCUGGUGCCAAGGACUUGGCUUCGGAUUUCAUGUCGACCUUUGACGAUAAAAUUUCUUUGACUCGCGAUUUCAUGGCAGCAGAACGAGGAGGUUUCGCAGCACCCAUUCCUCCGCAGAAAACCUCUCCGCAACCUCCGGCAGCCCCGAUUUCGCCUGUUUCGACGCAACCGCCAAAGGCACCCGAAUAUAUUUUCGAGCCUGACCCAGUACCACUCAAUGAAAAAACGUUCAAGGAAGACGCGAUCGCAGCAUUUAAGGAAGAGAUAGCUGCUGCAGCACAUAAGGAAGAAAUACCCGCGGCAACGCAUAAAGAAGAAACGCCGGCCGGGUUUAAGGUAGAAACACCGGCAGCUGCUUCUGCCCCAAUGGAAGAGAAACCAGCUACCGAUAACUUCAGUUUCUUCGAUUCGCCCGUAAAGAAGAUUAGCAAGGAGGAUACAGAGAAGUUCAUUUCGUCCGAAGACUUGUUAGGCGACUUUAGUGAUGCCCGCAGGACUCCUGAACCGGCUUUGCAGGCACCGUCAAAGCCAGAGCCAGUGGCUCCUGUGGCACCCAUCGUGCCAACACCGGCUAUCAUCCCAGAACCUGUUGCCCCGGCGCCUGUAAUUCCACCUCAACCUAAAGAAGAACCAAAACUCCCCGAAUCCGCACCGGCUCCAAAAGCUGUGCCAAAGGCGGUCGAAAUACCGAUUUCCGCUGCACCAACGAAACUGACCGAAACUGCAAUCAAACCUGCUGAACCGGAACCCGCUAAACCUGCUGCUCCAGAACCCGUCAAGCCAGCUGUAGAGCCCCCCAAACCAGCUGCUGUCGAACCUCAGAAACCAGCAAAACCAUCAGCCCCUCCAGCAGAGGCACCUGCAAAGAAGCCAGCUACCCCCAUGAUUUCCGCCGAAGAGAUUUUCUGCAGAUACGGACUCGAUGCCUGGUUUAAACCGGAUCGCUUACACCCAGUCGUGGAAUCUCUCAUCUAUUGGCGUGAUGUGAAGAAAUCCGGAAUAGUAUUUGGAGCUGGACUAGUCAUUUUAUUAGCGAUAUCAUGCUUCUCAGUGAUCAGUGUAUUCGCUUAUCUAUCCCUUCUAACGUUGGCCGGAACAAUUGCUUUCCGUAUCUACAAAAAUGUUUUGGGAGCCAUUCAGAAAACAUCAGAGGGUCAUCCAUUCAAAGAAUACCUUGAAUUGGAUCUUACAAUUUCACAAGAAAAAGCACAAAAUGUCGUAGGUGUUGUAGUGGCACAUCUGAAUGGAUUCAUUUCGGAACUGAGACGAUUGUUCCUCGUCGAUGAUUUGGUUGACUCAAUUAAGUUCGGUGUAAUUUUGUGGGUUCUGACAUACAUUGGCGCCUGGUUCAAUGGAAUGACUUUGGUUAUCUUGGCAUUCGUCGCAUUGUUCACUUUACCAAAAGUUUACGAAAACAACAAGCAGUCAAUCGACACAUACUUAGAUUUGGUUAGGAGUAAAAUUUUGGAAAUCACUGACAAAGUCAAAGCUGCUAUUCCAAUUGGAAAGAAACAAGAGACAGACAAGGACAAAUGAGCUUAAACACUCAAAGCAUAAUGCAUACAUUAUAAUUAUUAACUCGUUAUUAUCUACAUUAUAACUAUUUUCACUUAAAAACAAAAAAUACCUUUUUAAAUUCAACAAAAAAAAAAGAAAAAGCAAAAAGAAUAUAAGAUUCAGUCCACAAUUGUAGAAAUAAUAUGACUUUGUUCGGUCAUGGAUGCGUCUUCCUUGUGUCGUAUACCACAUGCUGGCAAAGUCUCUUUUGUUUUUAAAUGAACUCGAUAAGAUUUACAAGCUUUUUUUUAUUUUAUUUAGUUAAUGUGUGAAAGAAAACCUACAACUUUUUUAAAAGAUUGAAAAUAAGAAAAUUCAACCAAACGAGAUUGUUUCUAACAUUUGUUGUUGAUAUCGAUACUUUCUUAGUAUUGUCUAUUUUCAUUUGAAGAUCACAAAACAUCAUUCACAAAUUAAGUCUUGUCUCGCCUAUUUGAUCAAUGCAUGAACGCAAAUAAGAAGAUAAUGGGAGGAGUCAACCAAACAAGUUUUUUAAGGUAGUCCGAGUCGAGACCUAACCAAGUGACGAAUAUACAUAAAAACUGAAAUCUAUUAGGAAGAAGAACAGACAGGAAACUUAAAGAGAAAUUUUACCAAGCAGAAGAGAAGAAAGAAAAACACAAGAUUUGUAGUAGCUAUAUAUAACAUAUUUUUCGCGCAUUUGCCGCUUAGUGAUUUAAUAUAUACUUGUAAAAUGUAUGUAUUUGUUAUAAAUAUGUAUUUUAGUCUUUUGCGAACAAAAAAAUGGAAGAAUGAAGAGAGCAGAAAAGAAAAGAAAAGAAAUCAUCAGAUGCAAGAAAUAUCCAAUAUAGAAAAUAUAUAAUCUGACAUACAAAGCUAAUGUUCUGUCCAUUCAUUUGCUACAAUUUCUUCAUUACUCGUUAUCAUCUAUACCAAAACGUGGCUUCACCAAUUCUUAGUUUUUCUGUUUGCUUUAUCUUUAUUAAUUUAAAUAUAUACAUACUACCUGUAAUACGUUUUUAUGUAAAAUACUGCGAGAAGGAUCCAAUAUAUAUAUUUUCAAGAUUCAAUGCAAUAUAUUCUUAAAUUGUAAAUGUGAGAGAAAACCACACAUGAUUGACUAUUAUUAUUACUAUCGAAUUAAAAUAAAAGAGUAAAGAAAAAAGUGAAAACAUACAAAACGUUUA
This is a messenger RNA of Hermetia illucens (black soldier fly), 3768 nucleotides long. RefSeq names its product reticulon-1-A (gene Rtnl1). The record is from RefSeq and is a predicted model, not a curated record. Lineage: Eukaryota; Metazoa; Arthropoda; Insecta; Diptera; Stratiomyidae. Bases 704 to 2599 code for a protein of 631 amino acids. The transcript has 6 exons.